AUGGAUAAAAAUCGAGGGACUGUUUUCUUGAAAUUGUUAGAGGAGACUAAAGUGAGUGUAAGUCAUAAUAACAUGGUGUUUUCAGUGUUUGCUGUGUUCUGUGCGCUCCCCCUGCUGGUUGGAAGUACUCCUAUUUCUCAGGAUCUGUUUCUGACAGACUGCUCUGAUGUUUACGCUAACGGACAGACACUCAGUGGCGUGUACACCAUCUACCCUACGGGGAAAACACCUGUCCAGGUGUACUGUGAUAUGGGUUGUGCAGAAAGCCUAACAGAAGAUGGGAAUUGGACGGUGUUUCAGCGGAGGAUGGAUGGCAGUGUGAAUUUCUACAGACCAUGGGAACACUACAAGAAAGGGUUUGGGAACAAGUAUGGAGAAUAUUGGCUAGGAUUAGAAAAUCUCUACCAACUCACACGCAAGAGGAAAUACGAGCUGAAAGUGGACCUGCAGGACUUUGAUGGAGUGACAGUUUAUGCCCAGUAUUCUUCUUUCUCGAUAGAAUCUGAAACUGAUGGAUAUAAACUCCAUAUUAGUAAUUUCAUCAAUGGAGGUGCAGGGGAUUCUCUGGCAACAAACAAUGGACAGAAAUUCACCACCUUUGAUAAAGACCAGGAUUCACAUGCAAGUGGAAACUGUGCUAAAUCCUACCUUGGGGGAUUUUGGUACAGUCAGUGCCACCAUGCUAACCCUAAUGGAAUAUACCUGUGGGGACGUGACGGCACCUAUUAUGCCAUUGGAAAUGUGUGGCAACAUUGGAAAGGCUAUGAUUAUGGUCUCAAGUACAUCGCUAUGAAGAUCAGACCCGUGUCUGUUGCACAGUCAUGA
Messenger RNA from Neoarius graeffei (lesser salmon catfish), 825 nucleotides. RefSeq names its product microfibril-associated glycoprotein 4-like. Lineage: Eukaryota; Metazoa; Chordata; Actinopteri; Siluriformes; Ariidae. The record is from RefSeq and is a predicted model, not a curated record. Gene Ontology annotation, biological process: elastic fiber assembly. Bases 1 to 825 code for a protein of 274 amino acids. The transcript has 6 exons.